AUGUGUCCCUGGUGGUUCCCACCAGGAAAGGGUCAGGAAGGGUGGCCCCCAUCUGCUCGGGAGAUUGUGCCAGCUUUUGAGGAAGGUGUAGAGAGAAUCCGGAGAUAUGUUUCCGCCGUAAUCUUGUUUAGAUGGAUCCGAAUCGGGAGGAGAAAUGCCUCUAUAUCGAGUGCUGCUCCUGAAACGGUCUUGAAUGCCCCCGUGAUGAUCCUGGCCGCUUUCUUUUGUAUUGCUUCCGGCUUGCCUACCACUUUCUCCCGGUGGCUAUCCUCGGAGUUCAAUGGAGCGUACCAGAUCGAUGCUGCGUAUGAUAUUUGUGGUAGGAUUCAUGAGGCCGUGGCAAAGCUUCUUAUCGAGAAAGGAGCUGAUAUCAAUAUCAGUGAUUGAUCUGGAUUAACAGCACUUUAUCAUGUCUUAUAAUACGGUCAUGAGGCCGUGGUAAAGCUUCUUAUCGA
This is a messenger RNA of Talaromyces stipitatus ATCC 10500, 455 nucleotides long. RefSeq lists its product as uncharacterized. The record is from RefSeq and is a predicted model, not a curated record. Bases 1 to 387 code for a protein of 128 amino acids. The transcript has 3 exons. NCBI's taxonomy places the organism in Eukaryota, Fungi, Ascomycota, Eurotiomycetes, Eurotiales, Trichocomaceae.